AUGGAACCAGCAACCACGAAGGAAUCGGUGGACCAUGUCGACGUCCUCAUCGUCGGCGCCGGUCCGGCAGGUAUGAUGAUGGCUUUGUGGAUGGCCAGGUGCGGAGUCAAAGCUCGCAUCGUGGAUAAGCGCGGAAGCAAGCCUCUUUCACGACAGAUCUUCAAUGGGCAAGCCGACGGUCUUCAGUGCCGCACCCUCGAGAUCUUCGACUCGUUUGGGUUCGCGAACCGCGCUUGGAUCGAGUCGAAUCACAUGCUAGAAAUAUGCUUCUGGAACCCGGACGAGACCGGCAAGAUCCAGCGAAGCGGUCGGAUCCCGGACACGAUCCCGGGCAUCAGUCGAUUUCAGCAAGUUGUUCUCCAUCAAGGGCGCAUCGAGCGCUUCUUCCUGGAUGCUAUCGAGAGCACCAGCCCCAUCCGGGUGGAGCGCGGGGUCCUCCCUACUAGCCUCGAGUUGGAUGCAAGUCUCGUGGAGGAUCCCGAGGCAUAUCCCAUCACCAUUAAGCUGCGCCACCUGACCGAGGAGGAGGCUACUCCAAAGCAGGUGGCAACCUCCGCAAAUGGUGUGGUAGCGCAAGAUGGACUGUUCCGUAGCAACCUCGCAGCGGACGAUACUGCCGAGCUGCUCAGGGGUGCCGAAUUAAACAGCAAGGCCAACACGGUUGAAACGGUCAAAGCAAAGUAUGUCCUCGGCGCAGAUGGCGCCCAUUCCUGGGUGCGCAAACAGCUUGGUUUCUCUCUCGAGGGCGAAUCGACAGAUUAUAUCUGGGGCGUCCUCGAUAUUGUGCCCAUCACCGACUUCCCGGACAUCCGCAUGCGAUGUGCUAUUCAUUCGGCCAACUCCGGGAGUAUCAUGGUGAUCCCACGGGAAAACAAGCUGGUCCGGCUGUACAUCCAGAUGACAACCACUGAGAAAACCGGCGAGGCAAGCUCCAGGGCUGACCGGUCCAAGAUCAAUCCUGAGCUCAUUCUUCAAGCGGCACAAAAGAUCAUCGCGCCAUACAAGCUAACGUACAGAACACUUGAUUGGUGGACGGCAUACCAGAUCGGUCAGCGGGUUGGGACUCAUUUCUCGGCCAACGAGAGGAUCUUCCUUGCCGGAGAUGCUGUUCACACUCACAGCCCCAAAGCUGGUCAAGGAAUGAAUGUCAGCAUGCAGGAUGCGUAUAAUCUGGGCUGGAAAAUUGCCAGUGUCGUCAAGGGUACUUCGCAUCGAUCUAUCCUCAAAACCUAUGAGGCGGAGAGGAGUCAAAUCGCCCACGACCUCAUCAAUUUCGACCACAAGUUCUCCAGGUUGUUCUCUGGUCGUCCAGCAAAGGAUGUUAUGGAUGAGGAAGGCGUGAGUCUUGAGGAGUUCAAGGAUGCCUUCCAGAAGGGCAACAUGUUUGCCAGCGGUAUUGCUGUGGACUAUGGGAAGAGCAUCAUUGUGGCCAAGCCUUCAAGCACGGGCACCUUGGAAAAUGGCACUAGCGAGUCCGAUCUGGCCGUACAAACCGCCCAGUCCCUUGCCACUAACGUGAAACUGGGAAUGCGCAUGCCAAGUGCAAAGGUACUGAAUCAAUCCGACGCAAGGCCAUGGCACUUCCAAGAGCGUCUUCCAAGCAAUGGUACGUGGAGACUCGUGCUGUUUGUGGGCAGGCUGGGUCUGCCUGAGUGCCGACAAGAGAUGACCAAGAUGUGUGAGCCUCUCGGGGCACCGCAGUCAUUUCUUCGACGCUUUACGCCGCAGGGUGGCCGUUAUGACUCUGUUAUUGAGGUUCUCACCGUACAUGCUGGGCCACGAACUGACUACACGGUCUUCGAUUUCCCUAAGGUUCUGCGUCCGUACGAUGAAGUUGACGGGUGGGAUUACAACAAGAUCUUCGUGGAUGAUGAUUCCUACCAUGAAGGACACGGCCAGUUGUACGAAUACCUGGGCAUCUCUCCGGAUAAGGGCUGCGCGAUUAUCUUGCGUCCCGACCAGUACGUGUCUUAUAUCGGCCCAGUCGGUGAUUACGAGUCCAUCGACAAGUUCUUCUCUUCUUUCAUGGUGGAUCAAACAACACGUAACUAG
Messenger RNA from Thyridium curvatum, 2052 nucleotides. RefSeq lists its product as uncharacterized. Bases 1 to 2052 code for a protein of 683 amino acids. The record is from RefSeq and is a predicted model, not a curated record. NCBI's taxonomy places the organism in Eukaryota, Fungi, Ascomycota, Sordariomycetes, Thyridiales, Thyridiaceae. The transcript has 5 exons. Gene Ontology annotation, molecular function: FAD binding.